AUGUCUCGCAAAGGCAAGCAGCCCGCCAUCGACUUGCUCGACGACGAGGGAAGCGCCUCAGAUCCUGACGAUGAAUUGAUCGGCAACGCCUCCCAUGAAACCCGCAAACGAAAAGUCGAGGUGGAGGCGGAGGAAAAGGUCCAGUGGACAGACGACUCCGAUGGCGCCACCAUGAAACCGAAGAAACGACGGGCCAAGCGCAAGUCGACGGCAAAGAAACGCGACACAUCGGGCGUCCAUGGCGAGGCUCAAGCGGCGCCCGAGGACGACCUCGAACUGGCCGGGAUCCCCGAUUAUCUGCAGGAGCGGAGGCGGGCUUUCGAUGCUGAUAAGAAGCUGCAUCACGAGGCCGCACUCAUGCUACCCCCAGACUACUCGGACAUCGACUUUGACGAAUCUUCCCGGCUCGGAGAGCUAAAGGAGCGCCCGGUCUUUGAUGCAUCUAGCGGCAUCAAACCAUCGCGGCCCUACAAGGAUAUUGAGCUCCCUCAGUCCGCUGGCCUUAUUCCCGCCUCCAUCGCUCAGUAUUUGCGCGACUACCAGGUUGCAGGUGUCAGAUUCCUGCAUCGAAAGUUCGUGUAUCAGGAAGGCGGUAUCCUGGGCGAUGACAUGGGCCUAGGAAAGACUGUCCAAGUUGCCGCUUUCUUGACUGCCGCCUUUGGCAAAACGGGCGACGAGCGCGAUGACAGGCGCAUGCGCGAGAUCCGCUUCUGCAGCGGCCGCUGGUAUCCGCGGAUACUCGUCAUCUGCCCUGGCUCCCUCAUCAUGAACUGGAAGAACGAAAUGAACCGCUGGGGUUGGUGGCACAUCGAUGUCUUUCAUGGCGCAAACAAAGAUGAUGUGCUUGGCACCGCGCGCUCCGGACUCUUGGAAAUCAUGAUCACCACCUACGACACGUACAAGAACAGCCGCAGCUCCAUCAACAUGGUCCAGUGGGAUGCUGUGAUUUGCGACGAGUGCCAUCGCCUCAAGGACAGAUACUCGGAAACAACCAAGGCUCUGGCUGAAGUCAACGCUCUGUGCCGCAUUGGCCUUACUGGAACCGCCAUACAGAACAAGUACGAGGAGCUGUGGACGCUGCUCGACUGGACGAAUCCUGGCCAUUUCGGUACCAAGUCAGAGUGGUCACAGACAAUCACGAAACCGCUGACCGUUGGCCAGUCUCACGACGCAACUGGUGCGCAGCUUAGUCUUGCGAGACAGACGGCCAAGAAACUGGUCCAGAAUCUGUUGCCCCGCUACUUUCUACGGCGGAUGAAGACCCUCAUCGCAGACCAACUGCCCAAAAAGACGGACCGCGUCGUAUUUUGUCCUCUCACGGAGCUGCAGCUCGAGGCCUACCAGAAUUUUCUCUCCAGCUCAGAGCUUGAGCUCCUGCGGACCGUGUCGGACCACUGCGAGCAUGGCGAGAAGAAGGGUUGGUGCUGCCGUAAACAUCUACCCAACGGUAGCACGUGGCAGCAAAUCGUAUUCCCUAGCAUCAUGGUCCUGCAGAAGCUUGCCAACCAUCUCACCCUCCUUGUCCCCUCAACAACAGAUCUGGAGCCUCGGCACAGGAACGAGCUCGCAACCCUGCAGACCUGCAUGCCAGACACGUGGAAAGAACUGUACGAACAAAGGGAUCAGAUUAGGAAUCUGGUCAACCCCGAAUUCUGUGGCAAAUGGAAGGUCCUCAAAAAGCUGCUCAAGUUCUGGCAUGGCAGCGGAGACAAGGUCCUCGUCUUCUCUCAUAGCGUUCGCUUUCUGCGGAUCCUGCAGCACCUGUUCACCAACACCAGCUACAAUGUCAGCUACCUGGACGGCUCGCUGUCGUACGAGCAGCGGCAAGACGUGGUGGACACGUUCAACUCGGACCCUACGCAGUUUGUCUUCCUUAUCUCCACCAAGGCGGGAGGUGUCGGUCUGAACAUUACCUCCGCGAACAAGGUCGUCAUCAUCGACCCGCACUGGAACCCUUCGUACGACUUGCAAGCUCAGGACAGGGCGUACCGCAUUGGACAGACUCGCGACGUCGAGGUGUUCCGGCUCAUAUCCCUCGGUACAGUCGAGGAGAUUGUGUACGCCCGGCAGAUCUACAAGCAGCAGCAAGCCAACAUUGGCUACACUGCCUCGUCGGAGCGGCGCUACUUCAAGGGUGUUCAGCAGGACACCGAGAGGAAGGGCGAAAUUUUCGGGCUCGCCAACAUCUUUACCUAUCACAGCGACAGCGGGCUGCUCCGGGACAUCGUCAACAAGACCAACAUCGCAGAAGCCAAAGCUGGCGUUCACCUCGCGGAUGUGGACAUGGAACAGGCAGCCAAGGACGAGGAGAGCCUCAGCAUGGUGAAGAAGGAAGAAGCGGACAACGACGAUGGCGGUAUCGGUCAGCUGGCGGCGCUGCUGACUGCCGAAAAUCAGGAGAGGCUACUUCGGUCGCAGAAGUCGACCGUACCGAAAACAGACGCGAUUCAGGCCAUCCUCACAUCGGCAGGGGUCGAGUAUACACACGACAACUCGGAGGUCGUCGGCACGUCCAAGGUUGAGGAGCAGCUCUCGCGGCGGGCUGAACUCGCGACAUACGCUGCUGGAGACGCCGAGGGGCACAGCGCGCUCUUCGCCGAGACCGAGGAGGAGGAGGGCGAUGAGCUGCACAGCGUCUACCGGCCGCCGGAGGAUGUGUGCCUGCGCCAAUUCUGCGAGAUGGCACGCGAGUUUGGCUUCAAGAAUGCGCUUACCUUUGCCCCUAUUGUGGAGACGUGGUCAUCCGAGACGAGGCGGACUUGCCUCGGCGCGUUCUACAGGAGGCGAGAAGCAGCGCUGGCAAGGGCUGAAGCUGCGAAGAGGGAAGACAGUGACGAGAAGAAGGCUGUCAAAGACGACGAAGAAUCAAAGGCUUUCAAGGAUGAGGACGAGUCCAAAGUGUCGAAAGAAGAGGACGAAAUGAAGACGUUGAAAGACGAGGACGUCAAGGAUGUGACGAAGCACGCAGACCUGGAGCUCGAGCCCAAAGAUGAAGGGGACAGGAAAGACGUCAAAUUAGAACCUGGGCCCAUAACGCCAUACAUCAAAGCGGAGGGCAUCAAGGACGAAACGGUGAAGGACGAGACAAAACCCCACGGUCUCAAAAUGGAGGACGCCGGUGCGGAAGAUGACGAUGUCAAAAGGUCAAUCAAGCACGAACUGGCGGGCAGCGAAGAAAAGGUCAAGGUAAAGCUGGAAGAGGGAAAGUCGAAGAGGACAUCGAUAUUCCUGCUCGACGAUGACGACGACGACGAAUUGUAG
Molecule: messenger RNA, 3261 nt
Organism: Purpureocillium lilacinum
Lineage: Eukaryota; Fungi; Ascomycota; Sordariomycetes; Hypocreales; Ophiocordycipitaceae
Molecular function (GO): ATP binding; ATP-dependent chromatin remodeler activity
Source: RefSeq, a predicted model, not a curated record